CGUGGGCGGGGCCUCGUGGGCGGGGCGGGGCACAGUCUCCUUCCGGCGCGCCCGCCUCCCCGCCCCGCCCCUUCCUGUCCCCGGGAGCGGAGAUGCUGUUGGUGCUGUCGGAGGAGCAGAAGGCGCACCUGGGCUGCCUGCCCCGGGUGGGCGGUGCAGCCGUCGCAGAGCUGGGGCACCUGGCGGUGGAGCUGCUGCGGCGCGGCGCCGCGCCCAAGGCCUGCGAGGCAGCCGCCAGAAAACUCAAUGCUGGCGUUGACACCGUGCAGCACGGGGUGGAGGGACUGAUGUACCUUCUUACAGAAAGCUCCAAGCUCAUGAUUUCUGAGAUGGACUUCCAAGAUUCCAUUCAUGUUUUGGGAUUCUCAGAUGAAUUGAACAAAUUACUGCUUCAGCUUUACCUUGAUAACAGGAAGGAGAUCAGAAGCAUUCUUGGCGAGCUGGCACCAAAGCUUCCCAGCUAUCAUAGCCUUGAAUGGAGACUAGAUGUGCAGCUUGCGAGCAGAAGUCUGAGGCAACAAAUUAAGCCUGCGGUGACUAUGAAGCUACAUCUUAAUGAGAAUGAAGAUCUAACUACCCAAGUGUUACAAACUGACCCUUCUACCCUCCUCCACCUAAUUCAGCAAUUGGAACAAGCCUUGGGGGAAAUGAAGACAAACCAUUGCAGGAGAAUAGCACGAAACAUGAAAUAGAAUUCAUUCAAGACUGUUGUCGUAGCAGGCGGUCAAUGUUCACUAACACUUGUCAAGAAAAAUAAGCAUCUGGAUCAGAUGUAAUGCUUUCCUGGGCCAGGAUCUUGAGUCAGUUAUUAUAGGCUGAACACUCUCUGGUGCUAACCUUAAACACCUGCCUGAUACAAGAUGGGUAAUUGCUUUUACUUUACUUACAUAUGUAGAAAUUCAGUAUGCUAUACUGAGACUUUCUCUAGCUCUAAAUUAGUAUAGUUCUACUUUAAGAGCUUUUCUACAUAAGUAAAGCUGUCUCAGUAUUAGAGGAGAUGAUUGUGCACGUUUUUACUUUUAUUAAGCAGAUUUUUCUGUUUUUUUGCCUCUGUUUUGAAAUAAAAAUACCUACUGAAUACCUACA
Molecule: messenger RNA, 1086 nt
Organism: Numida meleagris (helmeted guineafowl)
Lineage: Eukaryota; Metazoa; Chordata; Aves; Galliformes; Numididae
Gene: COMMD2
Product: COMM domain containing 2
Exons: 5
Coding region: 93-692 (199 amino acids)
Source: RefSeq, a predicted model, not a curated record